Setaria italica (foxtail millet) is the source of this 3534-nucleotide messenger RNA. Its product is annotated as leucine-rich repeat receptor-like protein kinase PXC1. NCBI's taxonomy places the organism in Eukaryota, Viridiplantae, Streptophyta, Magnoliopsida, Poales, Poaceae. The transcript is spliced from 3 exons. Bases 1050 to 3338 code for a protein of 762 amino acids. Gene Ontology annotation, biological process: protein phosphorylation. Gene Ontology annotation, molecular function: protein binding; ATP binding; protein kinase activity. The record is from RefSeq and is a predicted model, not a curated record.
CUGUUUAGCCUUCAUCUGUGCAAUUAGUUUUAUAAUUAACUCAUAUUUAGUCCUCCUAAUUAGUCUCUGAAUAUUCGAUGUGAUACGGACUAAACUUUAGCUCAAGGAACCAAACACCCCCUAGGCAAUAAGAAUAAAUAAGAAUCAGUUUAGGUUUGAGAUGUAAUGUCAUAUGUUUGUUAGUUAUACUGGAUCACAUCAAGCUGCUUGGAGAGGUGGUUUUCCUCGAUUCUUCACGGAGCAGAAAUGAUUUCCUGCACUCAGAACUGCUGCUGUCCAAAGUUUGUUGCCCUCCUUUUCUUCUUGUGGAUUAAAGAUAUAAUGAUUCGCUAUUUGUUCUCGUUUGUAUAAACUCUUGGCACGAUCUGGAAGAAAAGGACGUCGCUCUCGAGUCAUGUGAUUUCCCUUUGGCAAAUUUUUUUUCUUGUUAGUUCGAUGAAUAGCUACAUCCAUACUGUUAAUACUUUUUUAUUCCUUUUUUUAUUGUUGAGGCAUCAUGCAUUCAUGCUGCUACUAUUUUGUCCUAAUUGGCGCCCCCGCAAUGGUGCAAUCAACUCGCGAGAGAAACGGGAUGUGAUGACUGAUGAGAAGGUGAGCGUGAAAAGAAGAGGGGCAAAGCAAAAUGGAGCAAAAGCCCCGCAUGAUGAGUCCAUUACCUUUCUUGUCACGCCGAAAGAGGAUCAUGAUUUCACCCUCAGCCCUGUUUCUCAUUCUCAAGUGUCAAAGUUGGGAGUUGGGAGUAACUAAACAUGGCCAAGGCCUAAACAUGGCCAAACAGAUCAAAAGCGAAAAGUGGAAGCCUCCAGUACUGACAAGCCUGCCACUGGGCUUUGGCCUGUCCAAAGAAAACAGUCGAGUGAAGACGUUGAAGAGGUUCCAGUUCAAACACCUCCCGAUUUCAAAAAUCAAAAGGCACGGUUGUUCUCUUGUUCCAAUGCAGAUUAUGGAGCAGCCAAGAUUACUCAUGGCUCUGAUUGAGUAAUUCCUCCCUUUCCUCCAUGCCGAUCUUGUAAUAGCCCCAACCACACUCGCCGUUGCGAACAGCAACGAUGGCUCUGCAGUUCUUGGCGCGUUCCAUGGGGUUCCUGGCGAUAUGGGCGUGCCUGAGCUUGGCAAUGCCGGCGGCGGCGGCAGCAGCGGCCGCGACCGUGCCGCAGCCGGAGCCGGAGGUGAAGCCGAGCGACACGGACGCGCUCACCAUCUUCCGCAACGGCGCCGACGCGCACGGCAUCCUGGCCGCCAACUGGAGCAGCGGCGACGCCUGCGCCGGCCGCUGGACGGGCGUCGGCUGCUCCGCCGACGGCCGCCGCGUCACCUCGCUCGCGCUGCCGUCGCUGGACCUGCGGGGCCCGCUCGACCCGCUCUCCCACCUCGCCGAGCUCCGCGCGCUUGACCUCCGCGGGAACCGCCUCAACGGCACGCUCGACGCGCUCCUCCGCGGCGUCCCCAACCUCGUGCUGCUCUCUCUCUCCCACAACGACAUCUCCGGCGCCGUCCCGGACUCCAUCGCGCGGCUCCCCCGCCUCGCCCGCGUCGACCUCGCCGACAACAGCCUGAGCGGGCCCAUCCCGGCGGCGGCGCUCGGCAAGCUCACCGGCCUCCUCACGCUCAAGCUCCAGGACAACCUCCUCACCGGCCUCCUCCCCGACGUCACCGCCGCGCUGCCCCGCCUCGCGGAGUUCAACGCCUCCAACAACCAGUUCUCCGGGCGGGUCCCCGACGCCAUGCGCGCCAGGUUCGGUCUCGCCUCUUUCGCCGGCAAUGCCGGCCUCUGCGGGCCCGAGCCGCCGCUACCGCCUUGUUCCUUCCUGCCGCGCGAGCCCGCCCCGACGUCGCCUUCGUCCGUGCCUUCCUCCAUGGUGCCGUCGAACCCGGCGGCGUCCUCUUCCGUUGCUUCGUCCUCGCCGGCACUGGCCACACCGGAGUCGCUCGGCGGGGCUGGCAAGGGGGGCUUGAGCCCCGGCGCAAUCGCCGGGAUAGCCGUCGGCAACACCCUGUUCUUCUUUGCUCUGGCGUCGCUGCUUGUAGCGUGUUGCUGCUGCGGCCAAGGGGGCGGCGGCGAGCCUGCAGCCAAGAAGAGGAAGAGACGCGGCCGCGUGGGCCUCGAGGACGGAGACGGAGCGCUGUUCGGCCACCUCAAGGGGGAGCAACCGGCUCGUCCGGGCAGCGCCGGCAGGUGCAGCGACGGCGGCGACAGCGACGGUGCGCGCAGCAAGCUCGUGUUCUUCGGGGCGGACGGCGAGGGCGAGGAGGACGACGGCGGCGGCAACAGCGAUGGCAGCGCCGGGGGAAGGCCAAGGGGCGGCGCGCCGCUGACCUCGCACCUGCAGGAGAGGCGGAGCAGGUUCCAGCUGGAGGAGCUGCUGCGCGCGUCGGCGGAGAUGGUCGGCCGGGGCAGCCUGGGCACCGUGUACCGCGCGGUGCUGGGCGACGGGCGCAUGGUCGCCGUGAAGCGGCUGCGCGACGCCAACCCCUGCGCCCGCGAGGAGUUCCACCGGUACAUGGACCUCAUCGGCCGGCUCCGCCACCCGCACCUCGUCCCCCUCAGGGCCUUCUACUACGCCAAGCAGGAGAAGCUCCUCAUCUACGACUACCUCCCCAACGGCAACCUCCACGACCGCCUCCACGGACACAAGAUGACAGGCGAGUCGCCGCUGGACUGGACGACGAGGGUGAGGCUGCUGCUCGGGGCGGCGCGCGGGCUGGCGUGCAUCCACCGGGAGUACCGGACGUCCGGCGUGCCCCACGGCAACAUCAAGUCCACCAACGUCCUGCUCGACAAGGGCGGCGCCGCCCGCGUCGCGGACUUCGGCCUCGCGCUCCUACUCAGCCCGGCGCACGCCAUUGCCCGCCUCGGCGGCUACAUGGCCCCCGAGCAGGCCGACAACAAGCGGCUCUCGCAGGAGGCCGACGUGUACAGCUUCGGCUUGCUCGUGCUGGAGGCGCUGACCGGCAGGUCGCCCGCGGCGCAGCACCCGCACCCCUUGCCCGACGCCGACGCGCAGAGGAGGGAGAAGAAGAGCAACGCGGCGGUGGCGGCGAGCCUCCCGGAGUGGGUGCGGUCGGUGGUGCGGGAGGAGUGGACAGCGGAGGUGUUCGACGUGGAGCUGCUCCGGUACCGGGACAUCGAGGAGGAGAUGGUGGCGAUGCUGCACGUGGCGCUGGCGUGCGUGGCGCCGCAGCCGGAGCAGCGGCCGUCCAUGGGCGACGUCGUGAGGAUGAUCGAGAGCGUGCCGGUGGACCAGUCGCCGAUGCCCGAGGAGGACAGGGACGUCUCGGUGACGUCGCCGUCCAUCGGCGUCACCACCGACGACGGGGGUGGCCGGCUCAGCUACUAGCCUGCUAGUUCAGGCAGCCUCGCCGUUCGUGCUUUGUUGACUGUAAUGUAAUGGUGUGAUGUUCGUUAACGUAGUAGUAAGGUUUUGGUAUUAACAUUGUGCAUUUGUGAUGCUCAAGGCCAUACGAUAUAUUUGGGCCGAUUUGUUGGAAGAACUGGAUUCAGUAGUGGCAACCCGCAGUCGCACUCUUCCUCGA